AUGAGAGAGGACGUGUUUCGUUCCUGUUGUCUCGGCUCUCGUCACGAAGUUUUAAGAUGUUGUGUGUUUAAAGUUUCAUGUGUUUUGAGAAAGUGAUGUGGUUUUUAUGGAUAUAAUUUUAAUUCGAUGCCUGUAUUCCAUGCAAAAGCGGCUAUGUGGUCGCGCAAGCAGUCGGUGUGCAGCGCCGUGAGCGGUGCCUCAAGAGGCGAUGACGUGGACCUGGCUGGAAACGGAAUACAACUCUAUCCCUUCGCCAUAGGGUUGAGAGUCAGAGUAUUACAGAUUGUCUGCGGUAUCGGUGGUUUGGUGCUGGGAGCUGUGGGCUGGUUGGAAGAGAGACAAAAACCAGCUCUGGGUUUAGGAGUACCAGCUGGUGCUAUCACCGUGCUAGCUGCAGCCACAUCAAUCUACUACAGCCGCGGGUUCGGUGGCUGGGUGUCAGCUCGCUCCCGCACCACCACAGCGUGGGGUGCUCCGUGGCGCGCGCUCGGCCCCUCGCCCUGCGCUGCCGUGCCUCUAACGAUGCUAUGGACCGCUGCCAUAGGCGCUCAUAUCGCUAUGCUGGCGUUCUGUGUUAGAUCUUUGUUGAAUAUUGGGUGUGGCAGCACAACUUGCAUCGGUGUAGCCAGCUCUCAGCUGACUCUGUCGAUUACAACCCUAGGUGCAGCAGUAUUCAUGUUUCAAUUGGACUUGAGAUACGACGCCUCGCUAUCGCCGCCACCGAGGCAAUCCGAUACGCAUAUAUGUACUGCUGUUUCCAUGGUCCCUUUGACGUCGGUGGCAAUCAACAGUGGUAAUAGUGACGUUGCGGAUCCUGGCGGCAGUCCCCAGGGUAAAGAGAAGGAGCCUCCGCCCCUGGAACCCCCCACCUGAUGUAGUGACGCCGCUUAGGACAAAGGACUAAGUGACUAUAAGUGUAGUGGUAAGUGACUAAACGCUGUGACUUUCGUACUUAUUCGUAUGUAUUUACUAGUAAUUGUAGCUUCAAUGUGAUUUCUUAUGUUUGUUACUGUUCGGAUUUCUUUUAUCCGUUUUUUCUAUGGCUUAUUUUACCCAACAAAUAUUGUAGAGUGUUGUGCGUUAUUUUUAUUGAUGACACACAUUAUGCGAAAUUUUAAUGAUUAAUAACAAUUUUCUUAAUGCAUCGAAACUCAUUGAAAAUGUGUGAAAUCUAAAUAGA
This is a messenger RNA of Trichoplusia ni (cabbage looper), 1180 nucleotides long. RefSeq lists its product as uncharacterized. Lineage: Eukaryota; Metazoa; Arthropoda; Insecta; Lepidoptera; Noctuidae. The coding region runs from base 127 to 873 and encodes 248 amino acids. The record is from RefSeq and is a predicted model, not a curated record. The transcript has 6 exons.